Drosophila suzukii is the source of this 2094-nucleotide messenger RNA. Its product is annotated as myosin light chain kinase A. Lineage: Eukaryota; Metazoa; Arthropoda; Insecta; Diptera; Drosophilidae. Gene Ontology annotation, biological process: protein phosphorylation; intracellular signal transduction. Gene Ontology annotation, molecular function: protein kinase activity; ATP binding. The record is from RefSeq and is a predicted model, not a curated record.
UUCCUCGGAUGGGGGAUGACGGAAGAGCAUUGAGCGAAAAGCCCCGUGUUUCUACCGCAUAGAAACCCAGCUAGCCAAGCGAUAGCCUUUGGAGACUAGGAAAGUUCAACUAUACACCAUAGAUAGUAAACCAUUUUAUUUAUAUUUUACAAACCUUUGAUUUUGAUAACAUUUUUCAACGAUUUGGCGCGUAAUGUCUGAUACAGACAAGAUUUUGCAACCCAAGCGACUGCAGCCCCGCCCCCUGAAGGCGUUACGGGUGUGUUUCCUGCGGAAUGGAGACCGGCACUUCCAUGGCGUUAACAUGGCUAUAUCGAGAAGCCACUUCAAGGACUUCCAGACCCUGCUACAGGCGGUAACCGAAGCAUUGAGACGCCACGUGGUCCUGCGAUCGGCCAUCAUAAAUAUCCUUCGGAUCGAUGGAUCGCCUUUCACAUCGCUGGGUUGUUUCUCCGAGGGCGACAUUGUGAUCUGCUGUUGCCAGUACGAAGAGAUGAUUUGGGUCGAGUACAGCGUUAACAAGGACUUCCAAAGGCAGAUGGACUUGCAAAACCGUUGGCACCAACGUAAGAUAUAUAGCGAAACCCUGGAGAAGAUCACGGCCCAGGAUCUUCCCGAGGCCAUUAAGCUGUACAUUAAUAACCUGAAACCCAUGGUGCAAACUACAAGGACGCUUAUCUAUAGCGGCAAAACGAGGGCAAGCAGGAUGAGGUGCAUUGUGAAGAUGGUGAAUAAGCAGUACAUGAACUAUACCUGCGAGGAUCCCUAUAUAGAGGCGGAUGUCCUGCGCCACCUGCAAUCGCACCCGAAUAUUGUGGAACUGAUGUACUCCGUGGAGGAGGAAAGGUAUAUGUACAUGGUGUUGGAGUAUCUGGACUGGGAUGUGGAGGAGUUGCUACAGGAAUAUGGUUCCAUGUCGGAGGAAAAUGCCAGAUCAGUGGUGAGGGGCACGGCGGCGGGACUGACUCACAUGCAGCAGUUGCAAAUCAUCCAUCGGGAUAUCAAGCCCGGGAAUCUGCUCAUAAGCUUCUCAUCCACUUCUGGGAUUGACUUCGAAUUGGUCAAGAUAGCCGAUUUUGGCAUGUCUGCAUACUACCGGGGCAGCAAGCUCCAUUCCUGUUGUGGAACCCCCUGCUACAUGGCUCCUGAAUUGGUAGCAGAGUCGGGAUACGAUUACCAGGUGGAUUCGUGGUCACUGGGCGUGACCCUCUUCCAAUUGCUCUAUGGCAAGCUGCCCUUUGGAAAUUUCUCCCAAAUUGUGGUGGAGGUUUAUGCGGCCAUCAUGAGUGUCGAGCCCAGCUAUCCUAAGGAAAUGGAAGGUCUCCUGAGUCCAGAGGCCAAGAAUUUGAUUGAUGGUUUGCUGAUGAAGAACCCCAGCAAAAGGCUUACCAUCGCAGAGGUCGUCCAACAUCCCUUUCUAGCCCAGUAGCUUUGAUUUUAAUAUUUUUAAAAUUCACAGUAUAUUUAGGUUUGUUUAGGUUAUCAAUAAAUUAGAAAAAUUUCCAGUUAGGCACAUCACAAAGACCCAAGAUUUAUGGUGGUGGUGAACGGUUUUAAUUGGCUUGAUGUAGUUAAAAAUCAACUACGCAUGACUUUACCGAUGACUGCACAGUGAUAUUUGUUUGAAUAUAUCUCGGCUAUUAACGUCACAAUUUAUUUAUUAUUUGUGUUUGCACAAUGCAGCCGAAAUGCGCGUGAGUCCGGAGGUAAACACUCGGAUAUUACGUAUACGACACCUUGUACGAAUUCGAGUCAAGAUACAAACUACAGACGAGGGCCAUUGUUUGCGCUGUCUAUUUAAAUGGAGAGCCUAGUACGUCUGAUAAAUCAGAACUUUCCGGACCAACCUAUCGAUAUUGCGACACUUCAUGAGGGGCAUACAAAACAUCAAGCAUACGCCACCCCUUCCUUCCUCGUCACAAACUCAAGGUCGCCUGCAUUGAGAAGUGUCUCUGCCUUCUGAUUUCGUUGAUAAGAUGAGCUUAUCGCACUUAUCUUCCGCUUCGCUUUCAAUUUACGAAUCAUUCCAAUUGAACUUAUUCCGCGGCAAAGCCACAACUUGUAUCUUUCAGUAACAGUAUCUGUGAGAGCAUC